GUUGGCGCCGUUGGCUUUCAGCAUCGCCGUCUUGACAUCCCAGACAAUAUAGAUCCUGCCAUUGCUGACAUUAUUAGGAAAUGCUGGCAAACCUGUUCUGUCUGUUUGGAUCAUGGCUUCUCUAUUCGGAUCAACUGCACUUCUCUCCCACCCACUUACCAGAACUUAUCACUUAGCUUCCUCACAGACGCCUCCACCUACUCAACCACAGCAAACUCCGCCGCCAUCUCCAUCUCUGAGCACUUCCUCAUUAGAGCAUCUAAAGCCAGCCCCAUCAAAGGUGGAGCAGCAGAGGCCUGCCACUCAUGUAGAAGCUACAGAAUGGGGUGCUUCAACCUUGACAAGGCGAUAUGGGCUCAGCGCUGGCCUUGCCUGUGCUGCUUUUCUCGCCGUUGGUAUAGUUUCCCAAGAAGAAGCAAAUAAAAGAAACGUUGAAAAGGAAGAGGAAGUAGUCCUACAAAAUGGCAUAAGGUACUACGAGACGAGGGUCGGCCGUGGCACCGUACCGAGGUCCGGGGACCUCGUUGUGAUUGAUCUCAAAGGGAAAGUACAAGACAGUAAUGACAUAUUUGUAGAUACAUUUGAGAAUGAGAGGAAGGCAUUGGCUAUGGUGAUGGGCUCAAGACCUUACUGCAAAGGAAUGUGUGAAGGUUUGGAAUAUGUUGUGAGAUCCAUGAAACCAGGCGGUAGGAGGAGAGUUAUAAUUCCUUAUGAUUUGGGGUUUGGAGAAAAAGGUGCUGAUUUAGGCACUGGCUUUCGAAUUCCUCCAUUUGCAACAUUAGAGUAUGUAGUUGAGAUUGAUGAGGCUUCCAUUGCAGCUGCUUGAGCUGUUCUUGGAUGCAUAUAGCUACACAGCACACCAUUCUUUCCCCUUUUUCUGCCUUGUAUUCAUGGAAAUAUAGAGGACAACAGGGAUCCUUUCAUU
Molecule: messenger RNA, 925 nt
Organism: Cucurbita moschata (crookneck pumpkin)
Lineage: Eukaryota; Viridiplantae; Streptophyta; Magnoliopsida; Cucurbitales; Cucurbitaceae
Product: peptidyl-prolyl cis-trans isomerase FKBP17-2, chloroplastic-like
Exons: 4
Coding region: 113-826 (237 amino acids)
Cellular component (GO): chloroplast
Molecular function (GO): peptidyl-prolyl cis-trans isomerase activity
Source: RefSeq, a predicted model, not a curated record